Exophiala oligosperma is the source of this 932-nucleotide messenger RNA. RefSeq lists its product as uncharacterized. Lineage: Eukaryota; Fungi; Ascomycota; Eurotiomycetes; Chaetothyriales; Herpotrichiellaceae. The transcript has 4 exons. Gene Ontology annotation, molecular function: oxidoreductase activity, acting on the CH-OH group of donors, NAD or NADP as acceptor. Bases 1 to 801 code for a protein of 266 amino acids. The record is from RefSeq and is a predicted model, not a curated record.
AUGGCUUCCUCAGCACCAACACGUAUACCGACUUCACAGCUCUUCUCCCUCGAGGGAAAGACGGUCAUCGCCACCGGCGGGACGGGAGGGUUGGGAUCAGAGAUGUGUCUAGCCAUGGCAGAGUCCGGGGCUGAUAUCGUGUCAAUAUACCCACCCAAUGACCCUGCCCAACCCAAGCUGGAAGAGCUCAUUCGAGGUGUUGGUCGCAAGAUUGUCAGCUUCGAAUGUGAUGUUAGCAACUCGCAGAACCUGCGAAACACCUUCAAGCAAAUCUGGGAUGCAGGUAUCGUCCCUGAUAUACUUCUGAACUGUGCGGGAUUGAACCGCAGAGGAGCUAUCGAGGAAAUGACGGACGAGAAGAUCGAUCUGAUUUUCGCGGUCAAUCUCAAAGCAGUAUAUGUGGCUGCUCAGGAAUUCGGCAUGCAGUUGAUCAAGCUAGGACGGCCCGGCAAGAUCAUCAACAUUGCAUCCUUGACUUCAUUUGUGGCAAUGACAAAUGUCUCUGCAUAUGCUUCGACCAAAGGCGGUGUCCUGCAAAUGACCAAGGCAUUUAGCAAUGAAUGGGCGGUCCAUGGUAUUCAGGUGAACUGUAUAUGUCCUGGGUAUAUCAAGACGCCCCUGUCGGAAACUCUGGUCAAGCAGUAUCCAGAGAUGGAACGGCACGUCAUCGACAGAACACCAUCUGGACGGUGGGGGGCGCCGAUGGAUUUGAGGGGGGCGACAUUGUUCCUUGCAUGUCCGGCCUCUGACUAUGUCACCGGUACGAGUAUUGUGGUCGAUGGAGGGAUGAUGGCGAGAUAGAGAGGAUACGCUGCUAUGUGCCCGUGUCGCUGGGGAGGAGAAGUUGGACAGAUGAUGCAAGAAUUUGGCCCACGAAUCCUGGCGACCUACGCUGCUUCUUGUAUACCAUGGUCCUCCUCGCUUCAUUCGGG